This is a messenger RNA of Arachis duranensis, 1767 nucleotides long. RefSeq lists its product as uncharacterized. The transcript has a single exon. Lineage: Eukaryota; Viridiplantae; Streptophyta; Magnoliopsida; Fabales; Fabaceae. Bases 1 to 1767 code for a protein of 588 amino acids. The record is from RefSeq and is a predicted model, not a curated record.
AUGGCUGACGAGAAUCAAAUAAUGGCUACCCAAAUUGCUGAACUAAAUCAUGCUCGGAUUGAGCACAACGAUGCUCAUCGCCAGCAGGCAGAAGACGAGGAGCAUCAGUCCCAACCCACCCAUGUUUCGGAGACCGCUCGAGGCGAAGAGCAGCAAUCCGAAGAUGAAAAAGAAGAGUCCGACGACCUUGUAGGUCCCUUCACAGAAGAAGUGAUGAACUUCGAACUGCCGAAGAGGUUCACUCUGCCGCUGACCCUCACCCCUUACGAUGGACUCGGAGACCCGAGGAAGUUUCUAAAGAAGUUCCGAUCAAUAAUGAUCGUCAAUGGUGCAUCAGAUACAGUUUUAUGUCAUUGUUUUCCGAAUUAUUUAGACGGCCCUGUACUUGAUUGGUUGUGUGCUUUGCCUGCAGGUUCCAUUUCACGGUUUCACCAGUUGGUGAAGUUAUUUGAAGAGCAUUUCGCCGGAUCCGCAAUAUACUUGCACGAUUCCGAUUACUUGAACACUAUCAAGCAAGGGCCAAAUGAAAGCUUAAAGGACUACAUGACCCGCUUUACCAAGGUCGCGAUCAGCAUACCAGACCUCCAUCCCGAGGUCCAUCUACACGCAAUUAAAAGCGGCCUCCGACCCGGAAAGUUCCAGGAGACAAUCGCAGUAGCCAAACCAAAGACUCUAGCAGAAUUUUGGGAGAAGGCAAAAGGACAAAUUGAUAUCGAGGAGCUCAGACAAGCUCGGAAGUCCGACAAGUCACACUUCCGCGAAGAAGAUAAGAGCUCCACCACUAAGAAAAGUUUUAAACUAACGCCUCGAUUUGAUUCUUACACGCAGUUUAACACUAAGAGAGAAGACAUAAUCAAAGAGAUCCUGAACUCCAAACUAAUCAAGCCACCGAGAAAGGCCGGUACAUACCAAGAUGCAAAGAACGUGGACAAAUCGAAGUACUGCGCUUUCCACCAGAAACACAGCCACAAUACUGAUGAUUGCGUGGUCGCCAAAGACCUUUUAGAACGACUAGCAAGACAAGGACACCUCGACAAAUACAUUGGUGGUCACAUCCAAAAGCGCGGCCCUAGUUCCACAACAAACGACCUCUCUGAACCAAACCGAGGAAAAGAGAAGGCAUCUUCAAGCCAAUAUGAAAGACCACGAGGUAUAAUCAAUUGUAUUUCAGGAGGAUACGCUGGUGGAGGAUACUCAAAUUCGGCAAGGAAAAGAUCGUUCAGAGCAAUAUGCUCGGUAAACGGACCACAGCAAGAUGUAGCAAUCACUAAUCCACAACCAGAAGUCACUUUCACACACGCCGACUUCAACUCCAAUAUACAAAAUUUGGACGACCUUGUGGUAGUCACCAUUCAGCUAGGGGAUCUGUUAGUGAAAAAAGUGCUCUUGGACCCCGGAAGCAGUGUCGAUGUUCUAUUUUACUCCACAUUUCAAAAGAUGAAGCUCAGCAACAACAUGCUACAGUCCACAGGAGGAGACUUGGUCGGCUUCUCAGGAGAACGAGUUCCAAUACUCGGAUCAGUGUGGUUACAAACCACACUGGGUGAGCAUCCUCUUUCAAAAACUAAUGAUAUUCAAUAUUUAGUAGUUGAUUGUUUCAGUCCAUAUAACCUUAUUCUUGGCCGAGCUUUUUUGAAUAAGUUCGGCGCCAUUGUCUCUACCGUUCAUCUCUGUGUAAAGUUUUCACUGCAGGACGAUCAGGUUGUAACAGUCCAUGGAGACCAUAAAGAGGCACGACAAUGUUACAACAUCAGCAUGAAAUUCUAA